CGUCCGUUUUUUUUCGUCCGCUGCCGGAGUGUGUUGUCGUUUAUUUCAACGUAAAUAACCAUGUCUAUAGAAGUGGAAUCCGCGGAUGUGGUCCGUUUGAUUAUGCAGUACCUAAAGGAAAACAGUCUUCACCGGACUUUGGCCACACUACAGGAGGAGACCACCGUGUCUCUGAACACAGUGGACAGCAUAGAGAGCUUUGUGGCAGACAUCAACAGUGGCCACUGGGAUACUGUCCUGCAGGCCAUUCAGUCCCUCAAACUACCAGAUAAAACCUUGGUAGACCUUUAUGAACAGGUUGUCUUAGAGCUUAUAGAGCUGAGAGAGCUCGGUGCGGCCCGUUCCCUGCUCAGACAGACGGACCCCAUGAUUAUGCUGAAGCAGACGCAGCCAGAGAGAUACAUCCACCUGGAGAACCUGUUGGCUCGCUCCUACUUCGAUCCGAGAGAGGCGUACCCAGAUGGCAGCAGUAAAGAGAAGCGUCGUGCAGCAAUCGCUCUAGCUCUGGCUGGCGAGGUCAGCGUGGUGCCCCCCUCUCGUCUCAUGGCUCUACUGGGGCAGGCUCUUAAGUGGCAGCAACAUCAAGGUCUCCUGCCACCUGGAAUGACCAUUGACUUGUUCCGAGGUAAAGCUGCAGUCAAAGAUGUGGAGGAGGAGCGCUUUCCCACUCAGCUAAGCAGGCACAUCAAGUUUGGACAGAAGUCUCACGUGGAGUGUUCUCGGUUCUCCCCUGAUGGUCAGUAUCUGGUUACUGGUUCCGUGGAUGGCUUCAUUGAAGUCUGGAACUUCACAACAGGCAAAAUCAGAAAGGAUCUGAAGUAUCAGGCUCAAGAUAACUUCAUGAUGAUGGAUGAUGCAGUCUUGUGCAUGUGCUUCAGUCGGGAUACAGAAAUGUUAGCCACUGGAGCCCAAGAUGGAAAAAUCAAGGUAUGGAAGAUCCAGAGCGGUCAGUGUCUGAGGAGGUUUGAGCGGGCCCACAGCAAAGGGGUCACUUGUGUCAGUUUCUGUAAAGACACCAGCCAGCUGCUCAGCGCCUCCUUCGAUCAGACCAUCAGAAUCCAUGGACUGAAGUCGGGUAAAUCUCUGAAGGAGUUUCGCGGCCACACCUCAUUCGUCAACGAGGCCACGUUCACUCCGGAUGGCCACCACAUCCUGAGCGCUUCUUCUGAUGGAACAGUCAAAGUGUGGAACGUGAAGACCACAGAGUGCACCAGCACCUUUAAACCUCUUGGCACGUCAGCCGGCACAGACAUCACAGUCAACAACGUCCUGCUGCUGCCCAAAAACCCGGAGCAUUUUGUCGUGUGUAACCGCUCCAACACGGUGGUCAUUAUGAACAUGCAGGGACAGAUCGUGAGGAGUUUCAGCUCCGGUAAGAGGGAAGGCGGUGACUUUGUGUGCUGCACGCUGUCACCUCGCGGCGAGUGGAUCUACUGCGUGGGUGAAGACUUUGUGCUCUACUGUUUCAGCAUCGUCACGGGCAAACUGGAGAGAACACUGACGGUUCAUGAGAAGGAUGUGAUCGGCAUUGCCCACCACCCCCACCAGAACCUCAUCGCCACGUACAGCGAGGACGGCCUGCUGAAGCUCUGGAAACCUUAAAGCCUCCCCCGGAGAGGAGGCCGGACAUUUUCGCUCGGGACAGUUCUCUGUCCAUUUUGUUUUUGUUUCCCUGUCCUGGUGAACCGCUCUGAGGAACACCAUCAUUUUUACAGUCUGAAAAUGGUAGAAUAUAGUUAAUAAAAAGCCGAGUGUACAGUUUUUGUUCAGUUUUUUACGUGUUUUUGUAUCUUUAAAAUCUUGACAUCAUGUUGGGCUGUUCAGCCUCUGGGACUCACUUCAGCCUUUACUGUGCAAAAACAAACAUUUUACUUUUCCACACAAAUUUUAAGCUUCGCUUCAGUCCAUGAAUUAGUUUUAACCAACAUGUAAUAAUAAAGCAUUAUAAUUCAGCUUUAUUGUGAUGCUGUAGGAGUCCUGUUGUAAACCCU
Molecule: messenger RNA, 1991 nt
Organism: Nematolebias whitei (Rio pearlfish)
Lineage: Eukaryota; Metazoa; Chordata; Actinopteri; Cyprinodontiformes; Rivulidae
Gene: smu1a
Product: SMU1 DNA replication regulator and spliceosomal factor a
Exons: 12
Coding region: 61-1602 (513 amino acids)
Biological process (GO): mRNA splicing, via spliceosome
Cellular component (GO): precatalytic spliceosome
Molecular function (GO): protein binding
Source: RefSeq, a predicted model, not a curated record